Messenger RNA from Caenorhabditis elegans, 821 nucleotides. RefSeq lists its product as uncharacterized. The record is from RefSeq and is marked reviewed. NCBI's taxonomy places the organism in Eukaryota, Metazoa, Nematoda, Chromadorea, Rhabditida, Rhabditidae. Bases 5 to 667 code for a protein of 220 amino acids. The transcript is spliced from 3 exons.
AAAAAUGCCACUGUCCAAGAGACGAGCGGCAGGUAGAAUCAAUGGACUGAAAGGCCCACCCGCAAAAAAAAGAAAGGAAAUUGAACGACAUGAAGCUCUUCUCAUGCAUCCGUUAGCGUAUACUGCAGAACAGUACGAACAAGUUGCAGAGGAGUCGAAGUUCUACAAAAAUUGCUUCGAAACUACUGCCGCCGAGAACGUUGAACUUCUAAAAUCCAACGAUCAACUCAAAAAAGAGCUGGAAUUGUUGAAAAACCAACAAGGAAAUCAGUUGAAGGUCGAUAUGAAGUUCAAAUCCCAAAUCGAGAGCACCAGGCAAUCAAAUAUGACGUUGCUUCGUGAAAGAGAAAUUUGGCAAAAUCGGUAUUAUGAUGUUCUCGCUGAGAAGCUUGCGCUAAGUGCACGAGUGAAAAGUAUGAUGGGCGACAUAGUAGAAUCCGUAGAAGUGCCUAAUGAUUCAAAUGGUAACACGUGGGAACUGCGAGAAGAUUUGGAAAUUGAUAGAAGUGCUCGUAGAAAAACGGAAGAAGAACCGAAAGCUCAAAAAAUGAAUUCAACUCGUGGAUCUCUGCCGAGAAAUCAAUGCUCCACACGCUCGAACAACCAAACACCCAAUGAGAUGCUCCUGAAAAUGGCGAUAGGAUUGGAUACGACGUCGGUUAAUUAAGAAUUCCUCAAUCGACACUCAACACAUUCCAUCUCAACUUUAUGAAUCUCAGCACUCAAAAAUCUGCUUCGUUUAAUUUCUGUUUUGAGCGUUUUUGAAACGUUACUGCAUUUAUUUUAUUAGAAUAAACCAAUAAAUAGACAAAGUAUUUUCG